GCUACAACUAUAGUUAAAAAACUAUAUUUUGCUGUUAGCGCGCAAUAGCGACUGUCUCUAAAGGCGUCUCGUGCGGUCAGGUCCACCACCAUAUCCACCGGUCACCCACCGGUUUACAAGUUUUUGAUACGAGUGCAUGACAGUGUUCGCCCACAGGGGCACACAGACACAGUGUAGUGCAGUGUAGUGUAUGAAAUGCGUGAAUAUAGCAACAAAAAAUUAUUUGAAAAACAUUCCAAAAAUCAACGUUGAAUGAAAAUCGUUUAUGUAUAUUAGAACCAAAUAAAUAAAUCUUACCCGGAUAGUUAUACCACCGCUCAAAUCUAUUUUGCUGGAAUCAUUUAAAAAAUCGGUGCAAAAUGCUAAACAAAGACACUCCGCCAGGUUCACCUGAAGUGGAGGAAAAUUUAGAUGAGGAAGAUUUAAUCUACAUUGGAGAUGUCGACGAAGUUUUGGAGGUUAUGGAACACGACGAUGAAAUCGAAGAUGAAAGCAUGGAGGAAGAAGGAGAACAAGCUGAACAAGCUUUCGAUAAAGGCGAUGCGUUUUCUGUUUUUACCAAACACGAAGGUUCUGUGUUUUGCGGAUGUUUGAGCAGAGAUGGAAAAUAUGCGGCAACAGGUGGUGAAGAUGAUAUGGCCUAUUUAUGGGAUACAUCAUCCAGUGAAGUUAUUCUUGAGUGUAAAGGCCACAAGGACAGUUUAAUAUUUACCGGAUUUAAUCACGACGACACCUAUCUGGCUACCGGCGAUAUGAGCGGAAUUAUCAAAGUUUGGAAAAUCUCAGAGAAAAAUGUUGUUUGGGACUUUGACAUGGGAGAUGCUACCUGGAUGCGCUGGCACAGGAUGGCUAAUGUUUUGUUUGCUGGUUCGGUUGAAGGGGACGUAUAUAUGUGGCGGAUUCCCGAUGGAGAGUGCAAAAUUUUUCAAGGUUUUGGACAAAGAUGCGAGACUGCUGUUGUUGUUCCGGAUGGAAAAAGGCUCGCAGUCGGAUACGAAGAUGGUACGGUACGAGUAUUGGAUCUGAAAACCGGUACAGUACAAUCAACUAGUACACCAGGUUCUGGCCACUCGUCUGCAAUCACUGAUCUGGAUUGCCAGUCUGACGGCAAACUCAUUAUCUCAGCUGCAGUCGAUGGAAAAACUAUCUUACGAACACCACAAACGGGCCUGAUUGUAGCCACAUUACAAGAUUUGCAGGAAAACAGGUCGAUGAAUCGGGAGCAGAGUGGCGAAUCAAGCGCACCUGAAAUUAAGGACAAUUGGGUCGAAGCUGUGGCGUUUUGUUCCGACAUAGAUUUACAAUUGGCUGCUACAGGAACCGUCAACGGGGAAAUAUUUAUAUGGGAUAUUACGAAAAAAGUACUCAGGCACAAAAUCACUCAGGAAAGCGGAGUGAGUAAGCUCGAGUGGAAAGGCAAAACUCCAUUUCUGUUCUCCGCUGGUUUGGAUGGCGUUCUUAGAUGUUACGAUGCUCGUACGGCUCAAUGCGUCAAAUCAUUUACUGGACACAACGAAGACAUUCUAGAUUUGUACAUUUCUGCAGAUGGAACUCGGAUAUUGACGACCUCGGACGACUCCACAGCGAGGGUAUUCGAUUUGAACAUAUGUUAAUUGAUGUGUUAUAUUUUCGUAAAAAUUUACGAAAAUCAUUUGGUUAUAUGGAAAAAGAAAAAAAAUUGAACAAAAUCAUGUUAUACCUAAUAUAAAAAAACGUUGAAAA
Messenger RNA from Venturia canescens, 1722 nucleotides. RefSeq names its product angio-associated migratory cell protein. Bases 360 to 1613 code for a protein of 417 amino acids. Gene Ontology annotation, molecular function: protein binding. The record is from RefSeq and is a predicted model, not a curated record. The transcript has 8 exons. Lineage: Eukaryota; Metazoa; Arthropoda; Insecta; Hymenoptera; Ichneumonidae.